CCGCGCAAUCCGGAGCUAGUUGAAGACAUAGAACAAACAAACAAUUGUUGGGAAGAUGUCACAUGUAAAACUUGAAUCACUGCAGAAGCUACCAACUCGCGAGUUGAAGGAAAUGUGUCGAGAUGCUAAUAUGAAGGUGUCUGGAACAAAAGGCCAGCUGCUGAUGCGUCUAUGUGGCAUGGAGAAGGAAAAACCAAAAACCAGGACCAGAAUGUCAGUGAAGGCGGUCAACAAAUGGCUUGAUAAACAAGGUGUAGCCAACAUCGAAUCUGUCAGCAGAUGCCUUCGUGCAGGAAUCCAGAAGGGUUACAUUGACAUCAGUGGCGAUAGUCCUCUGGAUAAUGUCAUUAUUGAAAGUAGUUGUUAUUGGUGUAAAGGUGACCUAAAAGCAACCAUUCGUGACAUUCUUUACCAACCAGAUUAUGCAGGGUUGGACUAUGAAGAUGGUGGUGAAAUGGCAACUUUGAAAUGUCCAGGCGAAGAAUGCGGUGGCAUCUAUGUGACUAAGAUGUGCAGCAAUGGAACACAUUUUGACUCUGGUAAAUCUCACAACCAUUGCAUAGGUUGUCCAGGCUUCGGCAGGUGCCUCGGAGACUACCGUGAAAUACAUUGUCAGUCCUGCGGUAAACAUUUUUACUCUGGGGGAGGCCUCGAUUGCCCCUGUCAAGGACAAAGCUCUGAUGAUGAUUUUGAUGGUUGUGUUCUGCAGUAGUCUGAAACAUUUUUUGAAGAUCCUUCAAAAUACCUUGUUUUUGUAGUAUUGCAUUACCAUAGUUUGUCAACUGUACAAUACCACAAUGUUGCAAAUUAUUAAUACAGUACCUCUGAUAUACUUACUGUAGGCCAUAGUGUUGUAUCUUAAUAUUGCAUUAAUGUUACCAUAAUUACCCAAAUUUCGAAUGCGAUUACUGUAUGUAUUUCUGAACUUGUAUUAAAUUUUUAUGGUACUUUUAGAUCUUGUGUAAUUAUUAUCUGUGGUAGUUCAAGAAAGAGACUGACAUGUUGCAACUGGUUUCAUGUAAAAUGGCAGGGGUCCUUAAUCUCCCAGAAUUCGGGACAGCCUCCUGUUUUCCUGCAACCCGAUAAGAAUCUCCCAGAAAAUAACCCAUCUCCUGCAAAUUCAUUAAAUCUGCAUAUUUUUACUACUGUAUUACCCCAUUACUAUCAUUUGUCUCAUAGAAGUCAGUGUUGAUUGAUAUUACAAUUUGUAGCAAAACAAAAUUAGAUUGCUAAGAAGGUUGUUUAAACAGAUCUCCAGGAAAUGACUUCUUCCAAAUUUUGACUCCUGAAAUGGUAGAUUUCUCAAUUACAGAAGUGGUCUUAGAGUAUCUAUUACAUGU
Messenger RNA from Anneissia japonica, 1340 nucleotides. RefSeq lists its product as uncharacterized. The transcript is spliced from 2 exons. The coding region runs from base 56 to 712 and encodes 218 amino acids. NCBI's taxonomy places the organism in Eukaryota, Metazoa, Echinodermata, Crinoidea, Comatulida, Comatulidae. The record is from RefSeq and is a predicted model, not a curated record.